AUGGAAAAACAUAAAUUCAAGCACACUGGAAGAGCUUCUUCAAUGACAAAUAUAAAAUCAGCUUAUUGCCAAUAUCAAACAAAAUUGUCUCAUAAGACAAUGCAUUUAAAUAAAAAUAUCACUAAGUUGGAAACUUGAUUUUCUAAAAGAAGAUCAAAUAAUUUUAGAAACUCUGGAUCAUUUGCAACACAGCUAAUAAUAGAUGGAUCUACUGAUAUGAGUCACUCUCCAUCCCCGCAGCAAGCUCAGUCUCUGUUUAGGACAGAAAGGUCAAGAUUUGAAGAAGAUGAAAACCAGAAAAAUUUAGAAGAGCCUUGUUUACUAGCCUUAAGCGUUUUAAAAAAAUCCACCCAAGAAGUUUUAUAG
This is a messenger RNA of Blepharisma stoltei, 366 nucleotides long. NCBI's taxonomy places the organism in Eukaryota, Ciliophora, Heterotrichea, Heterotrichida, Blepharismidae. The record is from the annotation of a GenBank genome assembly.